Messenger RNA from Exophiala oligosperma, 333 nucleotides. RefSeq lists its product as uncharacterized. Gene Ontology annotation, molecular function: phosphoric diester hydrolase activity. The record is from RefSeq and is a predicted model, not a curated record. Lineage: Eukaryota; Fungi; Ascomycota; Eurotiomycetes; Chaetothyriales; Herpotrichiellaceae. The coding region runs from base 1 to 333 and encodes 110 amino acids. The transcript has a single exon. Gene Ontology annotation, biological process: lipid metabolic process.
AUGCUUCAAGAAACCCUCGUUUCGCCUCUAGGUAGGAGUUUUAUUAGAGACGCUCGUGCUGCACAGCGCCCAAUUCUUUCCUGGUCUGUCGAUAAUGAAAAAGGUUUGGACUGGUGUGUAAGGAGGGAGCUUGAUGGAGUGGUAACGGACAACCCUAAGAAGCUCUUGGAGUUGCGGGAAAGUUCUGUCAAGUCAGGGCGACCGCUAGUAUGGUCGGUCAGGCGAAUAGCCAGCCUCCUGCGUAUCAACAUGAUUAUAUGGGUUUUUAAUUUCAUCUUUGGAAGGAAGUAUGGAUUUGGCUUGGAUCAACGAUACACGACCAAAAGUCACUAA